AUGAGGCUGCUCCUCUUUCUCUUUGCUGCUCUCUGCUUUCUGGCCCCAGCCAGGAACACAUUUUUUGAUGAGAAAUGCUACAGGCUUAAAGGGAGAUGCACGCAUUCUUGCCAGAAAAAUGAAGAACUCGUUGCUCUCUGCCAGAAGUUUCUGAGAUGCUGUCUGACCCUCCAGCCAUGCCAGAAGAAUGAACAGGAGUGGUCGGUCUGAAGACUUACUCUUCCCAGAGCAACACACAUGGGCUUCAUCUCCCUUUCACUCUGGCCUCUUCAGUGAGAAGACACAUCAGUAAAAAUAAAUGACUGCCUUUUACCAGCUUGUCAGUGUGUCACUAAGCCCUCAGGGGCUGCUUACUGCUCUAGGCCAAGGCCCAGGAUCCCAUCUCCCCUCUGGCCUCCCCCAAGUCUCCUCUGCUUGAUUCCAGCCUCAGCCAUGUGCUCAAAGCUGGUUACAAAGCACAUGCUCUGGGCCUGGUACCCAGAGAGCGUAGAGUGAUAAGUGUCCUCCUCCUCGGGGAACUUUGAAUCCCAUUGACCAAAUCACAAAAAAAAAAAAAAAAAAUUGUGACUGCAAGCUGGGAUGGAUGUUAAGAAGGAAUUUAAAACAUUGCACAGGGAGGGCUGUAGUUCUGGGGCCCUUGACUGUGGGAGGAGGGUGUGGAAGGUUUCCCGGACAUUUUGACAUUGAGGUUGGGAGCUGCCCGUUCAAAGGGGUCAUUCGUGGG
Messenger RNA from Manis pentadactyla (Chinese pangolin), 724 nucleotides. RefSeq names its product beta-defensin 106A-like. The transcript has 2 exons. NCBI's taxonomy places the organism in Eukaryota, Metazoa, Chordata, Mammalia, Pholidota, Manidae. The coding region runs from base 1 to 210 and encodes 69 amino acids. Gene Ontology annotation, biological process: innate immune response. Gene Ontology annotation, cellular component: extracellular region. The record is from RefSeq and is a predicted model, not a curated record.